AUGGUCAGUGGCAUCAACCUCCUUGGUGAUGGCGCAACUCAAACGUUCGCAGCAGCCGCAGCGACCAGAGCCACAACUUCCACCAACAGCAGAAUCCCUCUUCCAAGUAUCAAAGGUAGGGACGUGGCCUUAGAUGAGGAGUGGCCAAACGGAUUGGCCAGUCUUCACAAGAUGCUAUGCAAGUAUAUUGAAAAACAGGUCCAGAACAAGAUCUUGAUCCCGCCUCAAGAAGCGUUCGAGGCAGGCGGGACGGAAAAGCUAACGGACGUGGUAGAGGCAGCAUUGGGAGUCGAAACUUCGGCUCGCAUGAAGGGAGUGGCUACCAGCCCAUUGAAGCGGAGGAUUCUUGACGCCGUGCGCCACAUAGGAGAGCUGACAUCUAAGGCUACACGGCGGCAGCGGUUGCUCAUGCAGCAGGAAUACGAUGUGGACGCAGGUUCGGCGACUUACGGAAUGAAACUGGACUUACAGUGUAGGGCUGAGGAGCAUGAGCUCAACAACUCCGAGUUCAAAGUGGACGACGCAUCGGAGGAGCAGGUUGAAGUGCAGUACCGAAAGAAUCUGCGGGUCAACUAG
This is a messenger RNA of Linnemannia hyalina, 576 nucleotides long. NCBI's taxonomy places the organism in Eukaryota, Fungi, Mortierellomycota, Mortierellomycetes, Mortierellales, Mortierellaceae. The record is from the annotation of a GenBank genome assembly.